AUGAAGUUGUUCGCAGUAUUAGGUGCCCUGACGGUGGGCAUAAUGGCAGCCAAUGGUAUUGGCAUUGGUGGAGGUGGAGGUUUUGGUGGAGCAUCAUCCAGUGCCUCAGCAUCGGCCUCGGCUGGGGCAGUUGGUGGUGGUUUUGGCGGUGGUGGCCUUGGUGGCGGUAAAGGAUUUGGCGGCGGCAAAGGUGGCGGCUUUGGCGGUGGACCUGGUUUUGGUGGCGGUGGUUUGGGUGGUGGCUUCGGCGGUGCUGGAGCCAAUGCCGGCGCCAGUGCAGGUGCCAUUGGCGGCGGCAAGGGUGGCGGUUUCGGUCCAGGUCUAGGUGGCGGUUUUGGCCCCGGCGGUGGUUUCGGUGGCGGUAAAGGCCACGGUGGCCUAGGCGGCCAUGGUGGUUUCGGCGGUGGUGGUCUGGGUGGUGGCUUCGGCGGUGCUGGAGCUAACGCUGGCGCCAGUGCUGGUGCCUUUGGCGGCGGCAAGGGUGGCGGUUUCGGCCCUGGAAUUGGUGGCGGUUUCGGCCCAGGUGGCGGCUUCGGAGGCGGCAAAGGCCUUGGCGGUGCCUAUGGAAAACCUGGUUUCGGUGGUGGUGGUUUGGGCGGUGGCUUUGGCGGUGCCGGAGCCAGUGCCAGUGCUGCAGCCAACGCCGGUGCUUAUGGCGGCGGCGGCUUCAAGGGUUAA
This is a messenger RNA of Musca domestica (house fly), 678 nucleotides long. RefSeq lists its product as uncharacterized. Lineage: Eukaryota; Metazoa; Arthropoda; Insecta; Diptera; Muscidae. The transcript has a single exon. The record is from RefSeq and is a predicted model, not a curated record. Bases 1 to 678 code for a protein of 225 amino acids.